UGGGGGUCUCACCGCUAGAGAGGCGAAGUGAAGUGGUCUUUUAUAAUUAACUCUUCGUGAAGGCUUGUCCCACUCCGUUUUGAAAUUUUAAGGUGCAGUUUUUAUGUGCCCAGUAGUUUUUAGUGCAGUAGUUUAAUUAUAAAUCACAACAACAAUGUGUGACGACGAAGUUGCUGCGUUGGUCGUAGACAAUGGCUCAGGAAUGUGCAAGGCUGGGUUCGCGGGCGACGACGCGCCCCGAGCCGUGUUCCCCUCCAUCGUGGGACGACCGAGGCACCAGGGUGUGAUGGUGGGCAUGGGUCAGAAGGACAGCUAUGUCGGUGACGAGGCCCAGUCCAAACGAGGUAUCCUCACACUCAAGUACCCCAUUGAACACGGUAUUGUGACCAACUGGGAUGACAUGGAGAAGAUCUGGCACCACACAUUCUACAACGAGCUGAGAGUGGCUCCUGAGGAACACCCUGUACUACUCACAGAGGCUCCCCUCAACCCCAAGGCCAACAGAGAGAAGAUGACACAGAUCAUGUUUGAGACAUUCAACACACCUGCCAUGUACGUGGCAAUCCAGGCUGUGCUGUCCCUGUACGCCUCUGGUCGAACCACUGGAAUCGUGCUGGACUCUGGUGAUGGUGUCUCUCACACAGUCCCCAUCUAUGAAGGUUAUGCACUGCCCCACGCCAUCCUCCGUCUGGACCUUGCCGGUCGGGACCUGACAGACUAUCUCAUGAAGAUCCUGACUGAGAGAGGCUACAGCUUCACUACAACAGCUGAACGAGAAAUCGUGCGUGACAUCAAGGAGAAGCUCUGCUAUGUUGCCCUAGACUUUGAGCAGGAGAUGGCAACUGCUGCAUCUUCUAGCUCACUGGAGAAGAGCUACGAACUUCCUGAUGGUCAGGUGAUCACUAUUGGCAACGAGCGUUUCCGUUGUCCGGAAGCCAUGUUCCAACCUUCCUUCCUUGGUAUGGAAGCUAAUGGUCUUCAUGAGACAACAUACAACUCCAUCAUGAAGUGUGACGUGGAUAUCCGUAAGGACCUCUACGCCAACACAGUACUCUCCGGAGGUACCACAAUGUACCCAGGCAUCGCUGACAGGAUGCAGAAGGAGAUCACCGCACUUGCCCCAUCCACCAUGAAGAUCAAGAUCAUCGCUCCACCUGAGAGGAAAUACUCCGUAUGGAUUGGAGGCUCCAUCCUGGCUUCCCUCUCCACCUUCCAGCAGAUGUGGAUCUCCAAGCAGGAGUAUGAUGAGUCAGGUCCCUCUAUCGUGCACAGGAAGUGCUUCUAAAUGCCUCAUUUCCAGUCCCCGAGGCAACUUUGUCAUCCCUACACACUGACCGUUCCUUUUUGUAGUGUUACAAUUUUUCUAUUGGUGAUCUCGAGGUUCUUCCCAGAUCAAUAUUCCAUGCUAAGACUUUUAUACUGCAUUUAUCCCACAUUCCAAGCCCAUUCCAGACGUAUGUUUCUCGUAUUUUGCACGUCUACAUUGUAGUUGUUUUUUGUGAAAUUUUUCCGCUGCUGAAGUAUUAUAAGUGUAUGCCUGCUGCGUGUAAGAUCAGCAUGUAAAUAAAUUCAUGUUUUCAGUUA
Messenger RNA from Homalodisca vitripennis (glassy-winged sharpshooter), 1584 nucleotides. Its product is annotated as actin, cytoplasmic A3a. The record is from RefSeq and is a predicted model, not a curated record. The transcript has 6 exons. Bases 155 to 1285 code for a protein of 376 amino acids. Gene Ontology annotation, biological process: mitotic cytokinesis. Lineage: Eukaryota; Metazoa; Arthropoda; Insecta; Hemiptera; Cicadellidae.